This is a messenger RNA of Salarias fasciatus (jewelled blenny), 3629 nucleotides long. RefSeq names its product highly reducing polyketide synthase cnsI-like. Gene Ontology annotation, molecular function: 3-oxoacyl-[acyl-carrier-protein] synthase activity. NCBI's taxonomy places the organism in Eukaryota, Metazoa, Chordata, Actinopteri, Blenniiformes, Blenniidae. Gene Ontology annotation, biological process: fatty acid biosynthetic process. The record is from RefSeq and is a predicted model, not a curated record.
UGAUGGAAGAAGCUGAAGAUGGUAUUGCUGUGGUGGGAAUUGGAUGUAACUUUCCAGGAGGGGAGGGGCUUGACAACUUCUGGAAGGUUCUACUGGAGGGGAAGAACUGCGCUGUGCAAAUUCCCAAAGAGAGGUUUGACGUAUCCAGCUGGUAUGACCCAGAUGACAACAAGGCAGGAAAAUCCCGCACAGCCAAGGCUGCCCUCAUUGAUGGGUACAAUGAGUUCGCCAGGUUUUUUGGUAUCACUGACAGUGAAGUGCAACAAAUGGAUCAACAAAAACAGCUCCUGCAGUGUGUAUACCGGGCUUUAGAGAAUGCAGGCAUUCCUAUGGAGAAUGCCAGCGGAACAAGGACAGGAGUGUUUUUUGGCAUAAUGAACAGAGAUUAUGAAACAAACGCAGCACAGGUACAUCCGAGUGUGAUCAACCACUGGACAGGCACAGGGCUCGCUAUGAGCAUUGCAGCAAACAGAGUCUCCUACAUCUUCAACUUUACUGGACCCUCGCUGUCCAUAGACUGUGCCUGUUCAUCAUCUCUUGUUGCGCUGCAUCUUGCCUGCCAAUCCAUUAAACUCGGUGACUCUGAGAUGGCUGUAUGUGGAGGAGUCAGCUGCAUUAUUGAUCCAAGACUAUUUGUUGCACUCAGCAAGGCCAGGAUGAUCUCCCCUGAUGGCACCAGCAAACCUUUCUCCAGAGGAGCAGAUGGCUACGGCAGAGGGGAGGGCUGUGGGGUUGUUCUCCUGAAGCCCCUUAAAAAGGCUCUCCAAGACCGUGAUAAUAUCUGGGGUGUCAAGAAAACAGCAGUAAACCAAGAUGCCUCUGUCACUCCAAUCACCAAGCCCUCCAUGACACCAGAGGAGCUGCUCAGAAGGGUCUAUUCAGUUUCCGACCUGGAAAAUGUCCAGUACAUAGAAGCACAUGGGACAGGAACUCCAGCUGGAGCAACAGAGGCAGGGAGCAUUUCAAAUGUCAUUGCUAAAGCCAGACCUCCGUUCAAAGCCACUGUGGUUGGCUCUGUGAAGAGCAACAUUGGACACACUGAAUCUGCAGCUGGAGUGGCUGGACUCAUCAAGGUUCUCCUGAUGAUGAAGCAUAAGACCAUUGUUCCCUCAGUUUUCUACUCUGAUGACAGUUCCAGUGUAGAUGCCAAAUCGUUGAACAUCAAAAUUCCCCAAAAAACAGAAAAGUGGAAAACAAGUAGAGUAAGAACUGCUGGAGUGAACAACUUUGGCUUUGGAGGGACAAAUGCACACGCCAUUGUCACACAGCACAUGCAACCAUGUGCUGAGCAAAAAAUUGAUGAAAGGCAAGUGAACUAUUUCGUCACAUCAGCCAAUUCAUUGAAAUCCCUUUCUAUGACUAUGGAAGACACCAUCAAACAGCUGGAGGCAGAUGAGGAAGUUCACCUGCCAUUGUGUUACACAUCAGCCUGCAGGAGAAGCCACCAAAAGCAUAAAUUCAGAAAAGUCAUUGAGGCAUCAUGUAUUACUGACCUUAAGAAACUGAGAGCUUCUGUUGGAAAAAAUGUCACCCCAGCCUCCUUAGAUUCCAAGUUGGUUUUUGUCUUCUGUGGUAACGGUCUCACUUACCACGGUAUGUGCAAGCAGCUCCUGGAAAAAGAGCCUGUGUUCAGAGAAAAGAUUGCUGAGAUUUCGCUGUGUUUCCAAAGUCUGGGCAGUCUUAACAUUCUGAAGACACUCGAGAGUGAGACUGAGAGUAGUGACUUCAACAGUCCAGAUGUUAUUCAGCCUCUUCUCUUUGCCAUCCAGGUGGGGAUUUCCACCUUACUGAAGCACUGGGGGGUGAAGCCUGAUGCAGUUCUUGGACACUCUGUUGGUGAAGUUGCAGCUGCUCACUGUUCUGGCCUCUUGUCUCUUGAAGAUGCAGUGAAAGUCAUAUAUUUCCGGAGCACUCUCCAGAGGAAAGUCACAGGAGGGACGAUGCUUGUGGUCAGCAACAUGCCUGUUUCAGAGGUAUCAUCUUUUCUUCUUCCCUAUGCUGGUAAAGUUUGUGUCGCUGCUUUCAACAGUCCUCAGUCUUGCACCCUUUCUGGUGAUGCAAGUGCAAUUGAGAACGUCCAGAAGGAGCUCAGUAACUCAGCUAUCGGUUCAAAUCUGUUCCUCCGCCUGCUUGAUGUUCCCACUGCCUACCACAGCCACAUGAUGGACCCGAUCCUAUCAGAUAUUCAAAAGCAAUUGGCUCCUUGCAUGAAUGAGCUUAGCAGAGUGUUUUCAACAGUAACAGGCAAGGAAGUUCAGCAGGGAGAUUUCUGCACAGGCAAGUACUGGGCCCGAAACAUUCAGCCAGUGGCUUUUGAGCAGGCAGUGAGAUCAGUAGCUAAAGAUAAGAGGAACGUGGUCUUUGUAGAGAUAGGGCCAAGAAGGGCACUGCAAAGAAACAUCGUGGAAACUCUGGGAAAUGGCACAGCUGUUCUUGCCUCUGUGAUGCCAAAGAAAGAUCAUGAAUCAGUCAGGUCUGUUGUUUCUCAGCUUUUUCAACUCGGUGCUCCAGUAGACUGGAACACUUUCUACAGGGGCUAUGAGACGAUGCCACUGUCUUUCCCACGAUACCAGUUUGAUUGUUCACACAGAGAUGUUAUCAUUGGAGCAGCACAGACAAAUACACAAAGUGACCACCCAGUGCUCCAUCAGACAGGAAGUGGAAGCAACAUUUUCACUUGUGAUCUGAAGUCUGAAUCCUCUUCCUACUUGACAGAGCACAAGCACAAUGGGAUACCCAUCAUCCCUGGUGCUUUCUAUGCUGAGGUGGGUUUAGCUGCAUUCAUGGCAGCUGCAAAACCAAAAGUGCCCCUCAAUUUCGUCCAGCUGAGUGUCAGUUUUCACAACCCAUUUGUGUUGAGUCACAAAUCUCCUGAACUCAAAGUGCAACUUGAACAAAAAGAUCAAGAAACCAGAUUCACUGUACUUUCCCCUUCUGCUGUGUAUGCAUCAGGCACUGUCGUUUUGAAUGAAGAGAGGCUGCUUGAGGAGUCAUGCAUUUCACUGACCUCCAUCCAGAAACGAUGCACAUCUGUUGUGAGCUUUAAGGAGUUGUAUGGUUAUCUCUCUCAGGCGGGCUUCCAAUAUGGGGAUGUAUUCCAAAAUAAAGCAGACAUACAUUAUGGGGAAGAACUGAAGGAGGCUUUUGCACCCAUCUCAGUCCCUGAGGAACUGAUGUCUCAAUUCUAUGAUUACCACAUUCAUCCCGUUGUGUUGGAUUAUCUGAUGCAGCUUCUUCCAGUUACAGUUGAACACAUCUUUGCUGGUAGACCAGGAUUUCCUGCCAAAAUAGGAAGUCUGAAGGUUGAACCCUUGCAAAAGGAGAUGAUUGUUUAUUUGCGAGCCACUGAUGUGGGCACUGAUCACUUUGAGGUCUGGUGCUUUGCAGACAGGGAGGGGAGAGUGUUGGUUGAGGUUAAGCAUGUGAUGAUCAAAUACCUUGGUAGCCACUCUCAUGUUGUUGAAGAGUAUUUCUACCACAAUGUCUACAGUGUAAUCCCUGGUUUCAGUCCUGCUCCUCCUCCAAAGGCCCUGGUCUUCGUGACCCUAUUGGGAUUGCUCAAGGUUUGCAACAGCAUCUGGAUUCGAAUUCCAGAUAUGUAUCAUUCACACAUGCAGAACAAAUCUUGA